AUGGAAAGGAUGCACAAUGUAACCGAAUUUAUUCUGCUGGGCCUGACCCAGGAUCCAGAACUGCAGAAACUCUUAUUUGCUCUGUUUUUAAUCACCUACGUAAUCACAUUGGCAGGUAACCUGCUCAUCUCAGUCACCAUCUUCAUCAGCCCAGCCCUGGGUUCUCCCAUGUACUUUUUUCUGUCCUAUCUGUCCAUUAUAGAUGGUUUCUACUCUUCUGCCAUAGCGCCCAAAUUGAUCUUUGACUUGAUCUCUGAAGAGAACACCAUAUCCUUCAGUGGCUGCAUGACUCAGCUCUUUGCUGAGCAUGUCUUUGCUGGAGCUGAGAUCAUCCUGUUGGUGGUCAUGGCCUACGACCGCUAUGUAGCCAUCUGUAAGCCCUUGCACUACGUGACUGUCAUGAGCCGACCUGUGUGUGCUUUCCUGGCUGGGAUGGCUGGGGCCCUAGGCUUUCUCCACGGAGGGAUCCAGAUUUUGUUCAUGGCUCAGUUACCAUUCUGUGGCCCCCGUGUCAUCGACCAUUUCAUGUGUGAUCUGACACCUCUCCUGGAGCUGGCCUGCACGGACACGCACACUUGGGGGCCCCUGAUCGCUGCCAACAGUGGGUCACUGUGUUUGCUUACUUUCUCGAUGCUGGUUGCUUCCUAUGUUGUCAUCCUGCGCUCCCUGAGGACUCGUAGCUCUGAAGGGCGUCGCAAAGCCCUGUCGACCUGUGCCUCUCAUGUCACCGUUGUCGUCUUAUUCUUUGUACCUUGUUCAUUCCUGUACCUAAGACCCACGACCUCUUUCCCCAGUGACAAAGCUGUGACUGUGUUUUGCACCAUAGUAACUCCUAUGUUGAACCCUUUAAUCUACACCCUGAGAAAUGCAGAAGUGAAAAAUGUCAUGAAGAAACUCUGGGCACAAAUAAUGAAAACUGGUGAUAAGUAA
Messenger RNA from Hippopotamus amphibius kiboko, 930 nucleotides. RefSeq names its product olfactory receptor 4C45-like. The coding region runs from base 1 to 930 and encodes 309 amino acids. NCBI's taxonomy places the organism in Eukaryota, Metazoa, Chordata, Mammalia, Artiodactyla, Hippopotamidae. The record is from RefSeq and is a predicted model, not a curated record. Gene Ontology annotation, cellular component: membrane. The transcript has a single exon. Gene Ontology annotation, biological process: G protein-coupled receptor signaling pathway. Gene Ontology annotation, molecular function: olfactory receptor activity; G protein-coupled receptor activity.